AUGUUAUCUGACGACGAGUACGACUAUCUAUUCAAAUUAGUUCUUAUUGGAGAUUCUGGCGUAGGCAAAUCAAACUUGCUUUCGAGGUUCACUACAAAUGAGUUCAAUCUCGAAUCAAAGAGUACUAUUGGCGUAGAGUUUGCUACAAAGAACAUUGAAAUUGAAAAACGUUCUAUCAAGGCACAAAUUUGGGAUACCAGUGGACAAGAGCGUUACAGAGCCAUUACCGGAGCUUAUUAUCGUGGUGCUGUCGGCGCACUUGUUGUAUAUGAUAUCACUCGUCGAAAUUCAUUCCAAAACGUAUCACAUUGGCUUAAAGAGCUUAGGGACCAUGCUGACUCCAACAUUGUCAUCAUGUUGGUGGGUAACAAGGUUGAUUUAAGUGAAACUAGUCGUGCAGUAACCACUGAAGAAGGUGGUGCUUUGGCUGAGAAGGAUGGAUUUUUGUUUAUGGAGACAUCUGCACUUGAUGCUACCAAUGUAGAUAACGCAUUUGAAAAGGUGUUUGCCACUAUCUUUGAAAACUUGCCCAAGCCUUCACAAAAUACCGCAGAUGAGAAGUCAGCUUCAGGCCCUACCAACGGUGAACGUGUUCAAUUAAGACCUCCCAGUGUUCGUAGCAUGUCUCGUAACAGUAGUUUGGAUGAGAACAGAGAAUACCGUAAAAAGGAAAAGGCUGGUGGUGGCUGUUGUUAA
Mucor velutinosus is the source of this 696-nucleotide messenger RNA. RefSeq lists its product as uncharacterized. The record is from RefSeq and is a predicted model, not a curated record. Gene Ontology annotation, cellular component: endosome. Gene Ontology annotation, molecular function: GTPase activity; GTP binding. Gene Ontology annotation, biological process: vesicle-mediated transport. The transcript has 5 exons. Lineage: Eukaryota; Fungi; Mucoromycota; Mucoromycetes; Mucorales; Mucoraceae. The coding region runs from base 1 to 696 and encodes 231 amino acids.